Molecule: messenger RNA, 5577 nt
Organism: Taeniopygia guttata (zebra finch)
Lineage: Eukaryota; Metazoa; Chordata; Aves; Passeriformes; Estrildidae
Gene: EMB
Product: embigin
Biological process (GO): cell-cell adhesion
Cellular component (GO): plasma membrane; cell-cell junction
Molecular function (GO): cell adhesion molecule binding
Source: RefSeq, a predicted model, not a curated record
UGCCGCCGCCCCUUAAAGCGCGCCGGGGCCGCCGCGAGCGCAUCCUCACGCUGAGGGCAGCGGCCGAAGGAGCAGCGGUUUCCCGGCGGCGUCUUUCUGGCCUGUUUUUUUUUUUUUUUUUUUUUUUUUUUUUUUUAUUUUCGUCCCAGUGAAUUUGGAGCAGCUUUGCUUUGCAAUUGACCCCCGUCGCUGUUGGAGUAGCCGGCUCUCCCACAGAGCCGCUCCGGCCCGCUUGAGGCUUCCUCAGGUGUUGCCGCCCGCGGGGCGCGGAUCCGGCCGAGCCAGAGGAGCGGCGGUGGCAGCACCAUGCCUGCCAGCUUCUCCGGGCGCUGCCUGGUGUGCCUCCUGCUGCUGCUCUGCACCAGCUUCUCGGGCGGGAACCCUGCAGAUCCAGCUAUGACAACACAAGAUUCCAAUCAGACUCAGGUGAAUUCCGUAACGAAGAUGCAACCUGGACAUGACUCAUCUGGUCCUGAUGCUGCCACACAAGAGCUCAAGCCAGCAAGCAAGCAGAACGCUAAUGUGUCAGAGUAUGAGAUUGUCCUACCUGGUGUGUCUGAAAAAAAUAUCUCUUUGGCCAAUCCAACUAAAGUUGAACUUACAUGCAAAUUAGAUGAGAAUUCCAAUCUGAAAAAUCCUCAGGUGACUUGGAAAAAGGGAAGUGAAACAAUCAGUCACACCAGUAAAACUCAGAACAGCUGGACCAUUGAAUUGACCAUCUCAGGGAGCCAUGAGCUGGGAAGUUACACUUGUAUUCUGAAGGCUGAAAAAGAAGUCAGUGCUACAUUUCAUUUGCACGUACCAAUCAUUGAUGGAAGAGAAAAACCCAUAAUCUCUUAUGAAGGGGAUAUAGCUGUGAUGGUUUGUACAACUGUGUAUAAUCCCAAGGCCUGGGCCUGGUAUAUGACCAAUGGAACUGAGCUGGUUCCCAUUGAUAAGAUGUUACCUGUGGACAAGUUUCGAAUUAAGAGUCCAUCUGUCAGUAUAAACCGUUUGGAGGUAGUCAAGCUUACCAGGGAAGACUGUGGUGUGUAUUGGUGUGAAGCUGCUUUUGAAUUAGGGCCCAGUAAAUCAAGAUUUGAACUUAGAGUUCUGUCCAUCGCAGCACCUCUCAAACCCUUUGUAGCAGUUGUGGCUGAAGUUGCUAUUCUUUUAAUUAGUAUUGCCCUCUAUGAGAUUUAUUCGAAAAGGAAAGCAAAAGGAGGUGAAAAACAGUUUGACCAAAUUGAGAAACUGUCAGAAGACAAUGUAACUGGGAGACAAAAGUAGUUCUAUGCAGAGAGGGAAGGUUCCUUUAAAGGAGAUUUAAGGCAGUAGAAGUGGAAAUCAUCACAAAGCUAUAGAAGAUGUAUGCAGCUACUUAAACAUUCACUAUGUUUUGAAAUAGAGUCCUCUACAUUUGAGAAAUAAGACUCUUUUAAAAUAGCUCUGAAACGACUCAUUUUAUAUAGAUGAUAAUAGGAUAUAUUGUACUUAGAUGUUUAUCUGUAACAUUUUACUCCUAGCAGGGUGUUUUUUAUGUGAUUAGGCUUACUUUUGGUUUAUGAUUGAUCUGUUUGAUUUUUAUCUCCUAAAUUGGAACUAGUGUUGUAUUCACUGAAAAAAUGGUUAAUGUAGAGUGGGCAUAUUAUCUGAGUGUUAUAAAACUGGAUACAUACAAUUGAUAAGUAUUUCCACCAAAGAAAAUGCCUUUUACUAGCUGAUGAAGCAAAUGUAAUGCAGCUGUUUUUACCAAAGAAAUGGUGAAAGGGAGAUCUUUAUCAGGGCUUAAAUGAAACUUUUAAGAGUUGUGAUUUAUUCUGAAUAGUAAAUUGUGUUAAUUCUAACUUUUCUUAGCUUCAUUCUCAGUUCAACUAUAUUGUAGUCCUUAGUAGGCAAAACAUUAAGCUGCCAUACAGCUCAGAUAUUUCACAGAAUAUGAAAGAAGUAUUGGGGAUACAGUACCUUCUCAGACUAAAACUGCAAUAAUUCCUUCUGCUUGAAAAAAUUAUUGCACUCUCUGGGGCUGCAAACCCAAGUUAUUAUAAUUUAUAUGGAAUGCUGAAUUUUCAGGAAUAUACCUAUAUAUGCUUCUCAUCAUACAUACUGUCUAGUUGGUAUUUCUGCUUCUUUCAGCAAACUGUUGUUUCUCAAACUCCUUGCAAACCAUGCAGUGGAUCUUGAGCAGCUAAAAUUUCCAGGACAAUAGGAUGAAACAGCAUUGAACACCACAACUGCUCUUACACAAAAAAUUUAACACUGCUGUUAAUGAUUUACAGUAUUGCUUUUGAAGAGUGAGUUGCCAUAAUACUGUUUAGCUACAUUAUGCAUUCAGCGAUUGAAAUGUUUAGCUAAUAAGACAACAGUUGGUUUCAUCAGUUGCCUUUGCUUGAAAUAAUUAAAGCAUCAAUUUUGAGAGGAAGAAAUAAAAUCUUCAGAAAAAUACCUUUUCUCCAUAAAAAUCUAAGGAAAAAUGCAGCAUUUGCAGACUCCAUAAGAAAGUGAAAGAAGAAAAAAAAUACACAGAACUUCUUUGUACUGGUCAUUUUUCUUUUGAACAUAAAGGAAGGUAAAAAAAACAGAUAAAACAGAUUGAAUUCCCUUCCUUGAUUUUUUUUUUCUACUUUACUGUUCUUAUGGGUUUGAAAAAUACCAGAAAUCCUAGCCUUAGCUGUUUUGUUGGAAAUGGGAGAUAAAAUCCAGUCAGACCUAUGCUUUUUUGGUUUUCAUAAUUCGUUUUCUAGUCUGAAAAACUACAAGUUAAGGUCCAAAUAAGACACAAUGAGAAAUAUAAAAGCACUGGGUGAUUGACUGUAAGGAGUGAACACUGAUACAGGUUCCCGUUGCUUAGAUACUGUUUAUUGUAUUUUUGCCUUGGAAUUUCUAUGCACUAUUAAAAACAGAAGGCAUCUACAGUUUUUUAUAUUAAUUUCUCAUUAAUAUAAUUGAUGCUUUCAUUGUAGCAAGUAAAUGUGGGCAGUUUCAAAACUUUUACUUCUGUAAAUGUUUGUAAAUUGGCACAUUUUAGAGUUUGUAGUAAUUUGCUUCAUGUAGGCAGUUAAAUAGUAAAAAAGGAAGUCUUACUUAGAGAACUAAGAAUUACAUUCUGAAUAACGCAGCAUUAAUAUAUUUUGCAAAGGAAAUGAGACUAGAUACUGUCUGGGAAAAAAAACUGCCAGUUAAUCAGGAAUAGUAAUAAUCUUUCUGCCUUCAUAUAGUAUUCCUACUUGAUCUUGCAGUUGAGCUGUAAAGUCUUGGCUAACAUAGGCAAGUUAUACAGACAGAUAGUUUUUUGGCAUUAGCAGGGAAAACCUGGAUUUUGCACGGACUUUAGAAGCAGCAAAUCUUAGAUCUUCUAGGACUAUAUUAGCUUGGUCAGAGUGGCUGCUGAAACUAUAGCUUUGUCUUGACCUACCUGUAGCAUGUUCUGCUUACUUUUUCUGAGGGUUUGGUGUUUAUUUUUAGGUUGGUGAGUAGUUUUUUGUCAUUAUAAUGAGGUUUUUUUCUAUGCAUGUUCUCCUAGGUUAAACCCAUUUGGGCUUGCCCUAUGGAGGGGAAUAACAAGCAAUAUUUAAAUGGUAACUAUUAAGUAAUUGACAUAAUUAAUGGUCAACUUCAAAGGCAUAAACUCUGCUUUUCUUGCUCCAAGUACCACAAGAAACUCUGGAAAUUGUGAAAUUUAUCUUUUGAGAAGUAUGUGUUGUUUAUGUUCAAAAUAUUCCCAUUGCAGUUGCUUUAUGAUCUUAGCAUUGAAUAGAACAAAACUUUUUAACUUUAAAAAAUCUUAAAACUCUAGGCAGUGAUUUUUUUUUUUUUACUUCAUUCAAGCCAGGAGAUACCAAAUAAGAUCCAUAACAAUUGUGAAAUUUCUUUCAAACAGCAGUUGGAGCUAAGUGUACGAAUCCACAAAAUUAGUUUUAAUAACAAAAUAUUGACAGACUUACAUGGGUAGCCCGAAUCUUAAAACUACACGUGUUUAGCAAAUUUAGUCUUCCAAGAUUAAAACCUUUUCUUGCAAGUGGGGAUAUAUUACUGGAUUUUAGACCAGCAAAAGUCUUACCAGCUUCAUAGAAGAAAAGGUUAAAAUCUGCAAAAGAAUCCUGAAGGGCUCUUUCCUAAAACUUCAAGAUGCUACAGUGCAUAUUCUUCCUGCCCUUUGGAACAAAGUAGACACAAGCAGAAGAUGGACAAAUAUUAGAAGAGCUUCCAAACUGGGGGUUCAAAUAGAACUGCAUUAGGUCCCAUUACAGAAGAGAUACUAAACAUUUCCCUGCAGUUGUUCAGCAAAAUUGAUUAGCUGUAUGUCCUUUGACACAUGUAAUCCUGGGGAAGAGAGGGACAACUCAUCAGUACUGAUGUUGCUACUAGAAUCAGCAUCUGUGUGCCUCUUUCUUUUUCAGCCAGAAAAAGUGCCUUUAACUUGUCCCUUAGAGCCUCUGAACAGUUGACUGCUGAGCAAUGAAAAUUGAAAAGAAACUGAUUGGUACCUUAAGGGCAGGGGAGGUUUUUUUGAGAUGAGUGGUACUCUUAAGUUUUGAGCUGCCCAGCAUGUAUUGUCUGACCACAGCUGCAUGAUGAUUCAGUUCUAGCUGUAUGCUCCUCUGAAAUGGGAAGGUGGGGAUUGUGAGGAAGCAACCAGAUGAGAAUGUUGUAGGGACAUGGGAAGGAACUGCAUUUUAGUGUUGUGUAGGGGUCCAGAGGGACAGACAGCAGAAGCUAAGGCGACUUACUAUUAGACAUGUACAGGGAAGACUGAAUGCACAUCUGUAGGAGAAAACAUGUUUUCAGUUGUACCACUCAGACUGUGUAGGAAGUUUUGUACAGCAGCUGAAAAUAAUGUGCCAUUGCUGAACACUUGGACAGAUGAAAGCACAAAGCUAAAUGAGAUGUCUUAUAAGAAAACUAGAAGUUACAUGCUUAGAAAAUACCUCUCUGCUAGUUUAAAAGUUUUGUAGUCUUGUUAUUUCAUUGUGCUAGAAUUUGCAUACAUAAUUCUUUGUGAAAAAAAUAAAGCAACUUCCAAGUUCUCAACUUUACAACUUCUAACGGAAGGUCUUGACUUGUCAAAAUUUGCUGUUGGCAGUUGAGUUCAUUUAUGUAAUUGAAUGUUUGUUCUGUCAUACCCAAAAUUACUUCCUUAGAGAAACUUCAUCUGCUUUGUUUCUGCAUUCAGCUUUAUAUAUAACGAAAGAGAUUUUGGGUUUUUUUAUUACUGAGGAUAUUUCUAUCAACUGAUUUGCUGAAUUAUUUUCAGAUUGACAUUAAACGUUAACAGUGCCUUGAAGAAAGACAUUUGUUUACUGUAGUUUAUUUUGUUUUUUUCUUUUGCAAUAUGUCUGUUAAAAGUUUUCCUCUGAAACUUGACAGCAAAAUCUGUUUGUCUUGUAAAAGACUACUAAGCCUAACGCUUUUUUCACACUUGCCUUAUUUUACAUUCUGAUUCUAUAUUCUGUGGUCACACAACUGUUCCAAUGUAUUACUUAAAUAGAAAUACCCUCUGUUGGUUUGAUAUAUCACAUAAUGAGGAUGGCAGUUAUGAAUAGUGUGAAUUGGUAUGUGUACUUAGAAAUAAUUUCAAUAAAUUUAAUCAUAAAGUGA